AUGAUGACCAUUACGUCCUCCGACUUUCGCGUCUUCAACUGCUACCUCUUCAUCAAGUGGCUCUCCAGCAUCGUCGUACGCUCCAUUUUCACAAAGAUUACCAUUAUACAUGAAGAAAGACUGCCCUUGUACGGGCCUGUGAUUGUAGUUGGGAACCACAACAACCAGUUUCUCGACGCAGCACUCUUGAUUUACGCAAUACCAAGACAAAUUAGCUUCAUCAUUGCAGCAAAGACUCUCAAAAGAAAGCUUAUUGGUACCCUGGCAUCCUUAGCUGGCUGCAUCUCAGUAUACCGCCCAGAAGACCUAAAAUAUAGCGGAGUUGGAACAAUCACAUGGGAAAAUGACUCCACUGUGUUGGUCGGGAAAGACACCAAAUUCCGGGUGGAUUUAAGUAUUGGUGACAAGAUAGUUUUUGGACCACAUAGGAUACCUGUGCGCGAUAUUGUUUCUGAUACAGAAUUGAUACUAGAAUCACCGGUCCCUCAAACAUGCUCCGAUAAGCAACAUGGGGAGCCAUUUUUAAUUGUACCAAAGGUUGACCAAUCAGAGGCAUACCAGGCUGUUUCAGCAUCCUUGAGAUACGGUAACGCUAUUGUGAUUUUUCCAGAGGGUGGGUCACAUGAUAGAACAAACCUUCUCCCCCUGAAGCCUGGAGUUGCUCUCAUGGCAUUCAAUUCCCUCUUGGACGGAGCUGAGGAUGUCGUUAUCGUUCCCGUUGGACUCAUUAGCAAUAACCUUCGUAAUGAUCAAUCGUACGCAACAAUUUACUAUGGAAAUGCUAUAACUAUAACAAAGGAGGAUAUCGAGGAAUUUCAGGUGGAUAGACGCGCAACAGUAAGCAAAAUUUUGGGACAGAUUGAAACAGGAUUAAAACACUGCAUGAUUACAGCUCCUAAUAUCCGCAUAAAGGAAUGGAUCGAUUUGUGCGCGAGUCUAUACCCACCAGAGAGGAGUUUAAUUCCCACAAGCAUUGCAUUCGAGCUCAGGCAGAUCAUAUCAACAAUUUUUUGGAAACAUGAGGAUAGCCCUGAAACUCAACAACUGAUUGAACAUCUCUCUGGAUAUCAAAAGAGACUGGAUAACAGCUUUUUGCGUGAUGGAGAAGUAUGGCUUUUGAAGCAGUCGUUGCACUCGGCAAUAUUGCUCCUUAUUGAGAAUACCGUUCGCCUUGGAUGUUAUGUUCUCAUGGGCCUCUCCUUUGCUCCCCUGUGGUUCCCACUUUAUGCUAUAUCAAAGGUGUUGGCUGAACGUCAUAGGAUAAAAGCCUUAAACAAUAGCUCAGUAAAGCUCGAUGCAUCAGAUGUGGUAGCUAGCUACAAGAUGUUAGUUCUGAUUGUGAUUGUUCCGCUUUUCAACUUUUGUUACGGGUUUUUGUUAGGCCUUUGGCUUUACGUGGAACUCAAAAAGAUUCUAAUGGUUACCCUGGCAUGCAUGGUAACAUUACCGAUUUUUUAUUAUAUAAACUUGAAGUACGCUAGGAAAAUACCCCGAUUGCUGAGGCAACUGCAUGUUGUUCCCUUGAUUGUGAUUGGAAAGAUAAAUACAUGGAGAGAGACAGAAAGAGAGUUAAUCACUAUGCGUACCGAACUUCAGCUACUGGUACGAGAAUUUGUACACAAAAUGGGUCCAAAGGUGUCUGAGACGUUUUUGGAUGAUCUUGGUGCCGUUAUCCCCAGGGUUUUGGUGGAUGCUGACACAAGUAGAUUGAAACGAAUAAAGGACCAUUGGAUGCCAAUUUUUGUCAGAGAUUUUUCAGAAAUUAGGGAAGAAAUUCUAUAAACAAUUCACUCGCGUUUGUCAUUUUUGAUUCCCCAGUUCACACUUUGCAUGUCGUAUAGUUGGUUUUAAU
Molecule: messenger RNA, 1852 nt
Organism: Theileria equi strain WA
Lineage: Eukaryota; Apicomplexa; Aconoidasida; Piroplasmida; Theileriidae
Product: glycerol-3-phosphate acyltransferase, putative
Exons: 3
Coding region: 1-1782 (593 amino acids)
Biological process (GO): phospholipid biosynthetic process
Cellular component (GO): endoplasmic reticulum membrane
Molecular function (GO): glycerone-phosphate O-acyltransferase activity; glycerol-3-phosphate O-acyltransferase activity
Source: RefSeq, a predicted model, not a curated record